AUGCAUACUUACUCUGUGGUGUUGCUUGUUUUGUUUUCCAUUGGAACGAUUGAUAUUUGUCCCGGUGGGGAUACCAGUGGGUCACGAACAGGGGCUGGCAUCCGUUCCGGAACAUACGGACUUAGCGGAGAUGAUCCAGAGGAGAGUGACGAGGAAGAUGAUGACGGAGAUAGGGAAGAUGCCACAGAUUCACGAACCUCUGAGGCGCCGAAACGGAUUUUAAUACGCAAACCACCAGGUGUACUGGACGGUACUGGACCGGAGGAAGCGGGCGGACCGGCAUUCGAAACUGAGGAUACGGGUCUGACCGUUGUAUUUGAUGGCGUAGAGUUGGACAGGCUAGACUACGAGAUGCAUGUUAACAAGGUAUCGAAUCGAUUUCCCUGUGAUGUGAUGUUGUAA
Echinostoma caproni is the source of this 402-nucleotide messenger RNA. Lineage: Eukaryota; Metazoa; Platyhelminthes; Trematoda; Plagiorchiida; Echinostomatidae. The record is from the annotation of a GenBank genome assembly.